Molecule: messenger RNA, 1066 nt
Organism: Lycium barbarum (goji berry)
Lineage: Eukaryota; Viridiplantae; Streptophyta; Magnoliopsida; Solanales; Solanaceae
Product: syntaxin-61-like
Exons: 7
Coding region: 1-756 (251 amino acids)
Biological process (GO): Golgi vesicle transport
Cellular component (GO): membrane
Source: RefSeq, a predicted model, not a curated record
AUGUCUUCAGCUCAAGAUCCCUUUUAUAUUGUCAAGGAGCAAAUUCAAGAAUCUCUAACUCUUGUCUUGUUUCAUCAAUGGGAGCAAACUCCUGCAGAUAGUGGUGAGAAAGUACAUCUUACAAAGGAACUUCUUGCUGCAUGUGAGAGCAUUGAGUGGCAGGUAUUUCCUGUUUUCUUGAUGAGAAGGUGGAUCAAAACAAUUGUUGUUGCAGCGAGAUCUCCUUCUUGGUAUGGUAAUGAUCAUAUCGAGCUUGAUAAAAGAAGAAGAUGGACCAGCAAUGCCCAUGCUCAAGUAGGAAGCAUGAAGAAAGCAGUAGUAGCUGGAAAGGAGUCAAAUGGGACAAGUACAUCUAAUCUUAAUGGGAUGCGGCGAGAACUGUUGAGACUGCCAGAUUCUGAUCAGAAUGAGCGAUCUGAUGCAUACUCUGCCCGAGAUAAUGAUGACUUCAUGUCAUCAGAAUUAGAUAGACAAUUGCUUCUUAUGAGGCAACAGGAUGAUGAGCUAGACGAGCUUAGUGCUAGUGUAGUUAGAAUUGGAGAUGUCGGGCUCACCAUACACGAUGAGCUUCUUGCACAGGACAAGAGCGUAAAUGAAUUGGGCAUGGAGAUGGACAGUACAUCUAAUCGUCUUGAUUUUGUUCAGAAAAAGGUCGCCAUGGUAAUGAAGAAGGCCAACGUCAAGGGACAGAUGAUGAUGAUCUGUUUUCUGAUAGUUUUGUUCAUUGUCCUUUUCGUUCUAGUUUUCUUGACCUAGUUUCAUUUGUUUUCUGAUAGUUUUGUUUUAUUCCAUUCAUUCUGAUUUUCUCGACCUAGUUUCAUUUGUUUUCUGAUAGUUUUGUUUUAUUCCAUUCAUUUUCAUUUUCUCGACCUAUUUUAUGUAUGUAUUGUUAGGGAAUAAUAACUGGCUUCCAUACAUCAUAUAUAAAUUGAAAAUCCUGGCAUCGAAACUAAGUACAGGUUUUGUCAUAUUCUAACAAAAAGCGAAAUAAUAGUAGAGUAUGUUACUUUGGACUUGCUUACAAUUUGUGUUGGAUUGAGAGGCCAUUACGAGAUAUAUUUUUAUA